This is a messenger RNA of Candoia aspera, 4336 nucleotides long. It is a transcript of the gene MTF2, whose product is annotated as metal response element binding transcription factor 2. Gene Ontology annotation, cellular component: nucleus. The coding region runs from base 246 to 2033 and encodes 595 amino acids. Gene Ontology annotation, biological process: chromatin organization; regulation of DNA-templated transcription. NCBI's taxonomy places the organism in Eukaryota, Metazoa, Chordata, Lepidosauria, Squamata, Candoiidae. The transcript is spliced from 15 exons. Gene Ontology annotation, molecular function: chromatin binding; DNA binding. The record is from RefSeq and is a predicted model, not a curated record.
GCACCAGCUUCUCCUCCGCGGGAAAGCAAAAUGGCGAAGGGUUGCUGUGUAGCAGGGCUGUCCGUGCGGCUGCCUCGGCCGCCUCGGGCUUGAGCCCCUUGGUCUCCUCCCUUCUCCCCUCACCAGCGCGCGUUUGCCUCUCGGAGGGCGGCGAGAAGCCCGGCCGAAGGGCGGCUUCUCGGGCAGAGCGCAUCGAGCGCACUGAUUUCCCUGUAUGAAGCGGGUGGCCCAACUGGAGAGACCGAAUGAGAGACUCUACGGGGGUGGGUAAUUCAGUGGUCCACAAGCGGUCUCCUUUGCACCGAAACCAAAAACCACCAACAUCCUUGACCAAACUGUCCUCACGGGAUGGACAAAAGUCCAAAAAGCCAGUGUGCAAAUUUGAAGAAGGUCAAGAUGUCCUAGCUAGAUGGUCAGAUGGCUUGUUUUAUCUUGGAACUAUCAAAAAGAUAAACAAACUUAAGCAGAGCUGCUUCAUUAUAUUUGAAGACAGUUCCAAGUCCUGGGUUCUCUGGAAGGACAUACAAACAGGAGCUACUGAAACUGGGGAAAUGGUCUGUACAAUAUGUCAGGAGGAAUAUUCAGAAGCACCCAAUGAAAUGGUUAUAUGUGAUAAGUGUGGUCAAGGUUAUCAUCAGCUGUGUCACACACCAAAUAUCAGUUCUAGUGUGAUAGAUUCAGAUGAUAAAUGGCUCUGCCGGCAGUGUGUCUUUGCAACAACAACAAAAAGAGGUGGCGCGCUUAAGAAAGGACCAAAUGCUAAAGCACUGCAAGUCAUGAAGCAAACAUUGCCUUACAAUGUAGCUGACCUUGAAUGGGAUGCAGGCCAUAAAACAAAUGCCCAACAGUGUUAUUGCUACUGUGGAGGUCCUGGAGACUGGUAUUUAAAGAUGCUACAGUGCUGCAAAUGUAAGCAGUGGUUCCAUGAGGCUUGUGUGCAGUGCCUCCAAAAGCCAAUGCUGUAUGGUGACAGGUUUUAUACAUUCAUUUGUUCAGUUUGUAGUUCUGGACCAGAAUACCUCAAACGUUUACCCUUGCAAUGGGUAGAUAUAGCACAUCUAUGCCUUUACAACCUAAGUGUUAUUCAUAAAAAGAAAUAUUUUGAUUCAGAACUUGAACUCAUGACAUACAUUAAUGAAAAUUGGGAUCGACUCCAUCCCGGUGAACUGGCAGACACACCAAAAUCUGAAAGAUAUGAACAUGUUCUAGAGGCAUUAAAUGAUUACAAGACCAUGUUUAUGUCUGGGAAGGAAAUAAAGAAGAAAAAACAUUUGUUUGGCUUAAGAAUUCGUGUUCCUCCUUGCCCACCAAAUGCUGCUUUUAAGGCUGAGAAAGAACCUGAGGGAACUUCACACGAGUUCAAAAUUAAAGGCAGAAAAUCGUCUAAACCUGUGCCUGAUCAGAGGGAAGUUACUAAUGGUGUGGAAAGAAAGGGGAAGAAAAAGUCUGUAGGUCGUCCCCCUGGCCCGCAUACUAGAAAAAUGAUUCAAAGAAUGUCUGAGCCAUCCAUUUUGGAAAAGGAACCUGUUAUAGUGCAAGAAUCCUCUACUUUGGAUUCUCCUAGCACUACUGGAAGAUCUGAUGGAACUGCUCACUCAUCCAAUACCUCAGAUGUGGAAUCCACAGGUGCUGCCAGUACAAAAGAAACUACCUCAAACAGUAUUUCCAAGCAUUACAGUUUGUCUGAUUCCAGAAAAAGGACACGAACAGGAAGAACUUGGCCAUCCACGAUACCACAUUUAAGGAGAAGAGGACGCCUUCCACGAAAGGCACUCCAGAUUCAGAACCCGGAAAUUGUAAAAGAAGAUGAAGGCAAAGAUGACUAUCAAUAUGAUGAACUUAAUACAGAGAUUCUGAAUAAUUUGGCAGAUCAGGAGCUGCAGCUUAAUCAUCUCAAGAACUCUAUUACCAGUUACUUUGGUGCUGCAGGUAGGAUAGCUUGUGGUGAAAAAUACCGUAUUUUGGCACGUCGGGUUACACUUGAUGGAAAAGUUCAGUAUCUUGUGGAAUGGGAAGGGGCAACUGCUUCCUGACUAUAGUGCUGAAUAUUAUUUGCUGCACUGCCCUUAUCUAUUUAUAGGCAGAGUUUAUACAUUGGAGUGCAGAACAGAACUUAAAUGGAUAUUUGUAAAAAUGAAAAACCAAGUUAGCCUUAACACUUCUUGAACAGAACAAAUUUUAUCAUAAGAGGCCUACCAACUAAAAAAUAAGGCUGGACUCCUAAUGUGUUUAAGAUGAGGAUCUAGACUGUGUUGGGGUGGGAAUAUGGGAUUUCAUUUGCUUUAAAAUAUUCACAAGUCAAAAAAGCCUUGUCUUUAGAGUACAUUCCAUGGAUAUGUUUUUUGUGGGUAGGGACUAUUUUCUGUAAGUAGGACAAUUUUAAGUAAGAUACUUGAUCUUUUCCUAUCCAGAAGUUUGCAAAAGACUAUUUCUACUUUGACAACCCUAGAUUUUCAUAAGGUGCAGUGUAUAUACUUCCUGCUGAGGACUGUAAAAUAUUGAAAUCUUUCAAGCAAAGUGUAAAAAAUAUAUAUUGAGCUUGUAAAUUGCUCUGUGACUAGACUUUGUUGUCUUUUUAAUAUAUUCUUUGCAUGUGUAUAUAUACACAUACGUGUGCAUGUGUAUAUAUGUGUGAUUGUGACCUAUGCAAUAUAAAUUAUGGGAUUGGGCAGCUUUUGACUAUAUAUCCCAUAAUUCUUUUAUCAGGAAUAGUUGCAGUAUUUACACAGCAGCAUUUCUUCUCAGGCUAUAUUGGGUGCUGUUGUUUGCCACAUACUAUAGAAUAUGUGUCAAAUGAGUGCUGGGUGUUCUGGCCGUGAGCGCAGUCAUUAAUGUCAUAAUGCUUUUAGAAAAUAAUUCAGGCUGCAGUUCUACACAUGGGAGCCCAGUGAUUUGGAGUGCCUCUCAGGUUCACGUUAUCCCUCUCCUGUGCAAAUUCCCACUCAUUUUGAACAAUUUACAUGGAUUAUAUAAAACCUAAAACCAAGGCCUACAUUAGUUAGUUCUAAGUGAAGAGGGAGGGAUUAAAAGUACAUAGUCUAGUUUUCUUGUUAAAGAUACCUGGACACUGUGCAGCUAUACCAGGGCAGGUUUUUGAGAUGGCGGUGCUCAACUCAUUUACAUUCAACUCAGAAGAAUUUUUAAGCAAGCAUGUAUAGGAUUGCACUGAACAUUUCCUCAAUUGAAGCAGUCUGACCGCACACAGCCUUGCAGUAUCAGUUUAUGUUGGGAAAAAAAAACCCUAGCUGUUUGAGGCACAGGCUUGAAACUUUGAGCAUGAGCUCUGCUUAAGAGAAGAAUUCUAAUAAUUUGUGACAUGUUGAUUGUAAAAUGGUUUUCUUUGCAGUUACUUAAAAAAAAAAAAGCAGGACUCACAUUAAGAUUCCUCUUGUGUGUGACGAUAAGUGUAGUUGGAACAAAAAGUUUAAUUGCACAGGGUCAACAAACAGUAUGUUGCCACUUGAAGUAACAGUACUGAUUUUAUUACAAAAUUACCUCUUCUGUUAUUAUAAAUGAAUCAAGUUUUAAAAGGAUAACUUUAUUUUACUUGUAAAAUAACAAGGUUUUUUUUGACUGGGGUUAGGUGGAUUUUCUUUACCUGAGUUUUUUUUUUUUUAACCAAAGAGUAAAUAUUUUUAUUUUGAAGCUUCUUCAUUUAAUUAGCAAAUGUCUUAAUAUUAGACAUGGGUUUGCCAACAGAAUAAAUUGUCACGCAAAAGUUAAAUAACAAUUGGGAAAAAAGUUGUCUGAUGAAAUACUGCUUUGCUACUUAUUUAUGUGAUUUGAAAAACAAAAAUACUGUUAUGAUUAUCAAGGAAAAAUAUUUUUAUCACCUUUUAUAUAGCCAAAGGAAGAAUAGAUAAAAUGUGUUGCCCAGUGUUUGUGGUUUUUCAGAAAACUUAGUUUAAUAAAAGUGAAAAUUAAAAUUUACUUCUGCUUGCCUUCACUAAAAAUGUGGGUCUCUUUUUCCAUUUACUCAAUCUCAGCUAUUAAGUUAAAGUUGCCUUGCCUAUAGCUACAAUAUUUUCAUAAGAACAGGUUACUUUUUAAAUGUUGGUCUCUUGAAAUAAUGCAAAAUGUAGUUUUAUUGUAACACAACCAGUUUUUAAAUUUUCUUUUCUGCAAUCUUUGUAAUUCACAUUGAACACCAGCAGUAUUUGCAGUAGGGCUUCCAUGCAAAGAUCACUAUUGGAAUCUGGUAGGGGAGAGAAUGUGAUAAACUAUCAAUUUAAUUGUGAAUGUGUGUUUUCAUUUGUCAUGGUGGUUGACAUGUUUGUAUUGCUGGAACUGUUUUCUAGAAUUCGAAAUCAACAUUAAAUGUGUGUAUUUUUAAGAA